GAGGUUGAAGAUGCGGAUGGUGACCUUGCUGAUGAAGAAGAAGGAUCAGCCCAGCAGCCCCAGGCCAGUGUCCUCUAUGAAGAUCUGCUCAUGUCGGAUGGGGAAGAUGAUGAUGAUGAUGGGAGUGACGAAGAGGGAGAUAAUCCUUUCUCAUCGAUCCAGCUGAGCGAGAGCGGCAGCGACUCGGACGUGGAGCCCAAUGCGGUGAGACCUAAACAACCUCAUGUUCUGCAAGAGAACACCCGGCUGGGCAUGGACAACGAAGAGAGCAUGAUGUCUUACGAAGGAGACGGCGGGGAGACGUCUCACGUUAUGGAGGACAGCAAUAUCAGUUACGGCAGCUAUGAAGAGCCAGACCCAAAAUCCAACACCAGAGAUACCAGUUUCAGCAGCAUUGGAGGGUACGAGAUCUCAGAAGAGGAGGAAGAGGAGGAACAGCAGCGCUGUGGGCCAAGCGUGUUAAGUCAGGUCCACCUGUCUGAGGAUGAGGAGGACAGUGAGGACUUUCACUCCAUCGCAGGAGACAGCGACCUGGACUCGGAUGAAUAA
Molecule: messenger RNA, 549 nt
Organism: Mesitornis unicolor (brown roatelo)
Lineage: Eukaryota; Metazoa; Chordata; Aves; Mesitornithiformes; Mesitornithidae
Product: transcription initiation factor TFIID subunit 1-like
Exons: 3
Source: RefSeq, a predicted model, not a curated record